This is a messenger RNA of Penicillium malachiteum, 1638 nucleotides long. Its product is annotated as MDR family MFS transporter. Bases 1 to 1638 code for a protein of 545 amino acids. Gene Ontology annotation, molecular function: transmembrane transporter activity. The record is from RefSeq and is a predicted model, not a curated record. NCBI's taxonomy places the organism in Eukaryota, Fungi, Ascomycota, Eurotiomycetes, Eurotiales, Aspergillaceae. The transcript has 4 exons. Gene Ontology annotation, biological process: transmembrane transport.
AUGGCAUCCGACAUGGAGAUAAUUGAGGCUCCGUCUCACAGAGGAAAACUUCGCAUUGUGGCGAUCAUGUUCGCCCUCUCUCUGUCCAUGUUUGUCGCUGCACUUGAUCAGACUAUCAUGGCGACUGCUAUUCCCACUAUCGCAGCGAAAUUGAAUUCUGCGGCUGGAUAUACUUGGAUCGGUGGUGCAUAUCUUCUUGCCAAUGCUGCUGGGUCUUGCAUUUGGCCUCAGCUCUCUGAUAUUUGGGGUCGCAAGGUCAUCUUGCUGAUUGCCGUUGCUUGGUUCUUCAUCGCCUCGAUUAUUUGCGCUGUUGCUGUUAACAUGCAGAUGGUAAUUGCGGGUCGAGCUAUGCAGGGUGUUGCUGCUGGUGGAUUACUUCAGCUUGUGACGAUUAUCAUUUCUGAUCUUUUCAGUGUUCGACACCGGACUCUCUAUCUUGGAUUGAUGGAGGUUAUGUGGGCGUUGGCCGGUGGUAUUGGUCCGCUUAUUGGUGGUGCUUUCUCAGAAUACGUCAGUUGGAGAUGGUGUUUCUGGGUCAAUCUUCCAGUUGCUGGAAUUGCAUUUGUCAUUCUCCUCUUUUGUCUGGAUGUGCACAAUCCCAAGACCAAGAUGAGUGACGGCAUUAAGGCGAUCGAUUGGUUCGGCAGUCUGUCAGUUCUGGGCCUCACCCUUAUGCUUCUUCUGGGACUCGACUUUGGUGGCGAGACAUUUGCCUGGAGCUCAUCGCAAGUGAUCUGCUUGAUUGUCUUUGGAUCCCUCUGUUCUCUCCUCUUCGUUUACAGUGAGAAGCGACUGGCCAAGUACCCCCUCAUGCCACUCAACAUCUUCUCGCGUGUUUCGAACAUCGCCGCGCUUGCAGUAGGCUUUGCCCAUGGUUUCGUCUUUAUCGCGGGAGAAUACUAUGUUCCCCUGUACCUGCAAUCAGCGAAAGAAGCAUCCCCAAUGCGAUCCGGUGUUCUGAUUCUUCCACUCGUCCUCGCUGAAGCUUUCGCUGGAAUGCUCACCGGUAUGAUAAUCCACCGCACAGGAAGAUACCUCGAGCUUAUCUGGAUUGGUAUGGCCUUGAUGGCUAUCGGCAACGGAUUAUUCAUUCGCCUGGGUGUUUCUUCCUCUAUCAGCGAAAUUGUCGGAUAUCUAUUCCUGAGUGGUUUCGGAGCUGGAUUCCUAUUCCAAACACCAAUCAUUGCCAUUCAGGCUAUGGUCUCUCAAGAAGAUACCGCGACUGCAACAGGUACCCUCGGCUUUAUCCGUAAUAUGGCUACUGCUUGCUCUAUUGUCCUUGGAGGUGUCGUUUUCCAGAACAGUAUGGGCAAGAUGAAGGGAAAGCUUCUGGCUGCUGGUGUAUCGGAAAGCCUGGCUGAUAAAAUGACUGGUGCAUCCGCUGCGGCUAACAUCGAGUAUAUCAAGGAUAUCGAGGAUCCUACUCAGCGACUUGCCGUGAGGGAAGCUUUCGCUUGGAGUAUGAGGAACCUAUGGAUCAUGUAUACCGUUGCAUCUGUUCUGGGUGUCAUCGUCUCUGCAUUCAUUUUGAAGACUCGUCUCAAUAAGGAGCACGUGGAGACCGUCACGGGGUUGAAAAGUGAGAAACAGCCGGUUAUUGAAGAUGUACAGCCUGAGCCUGAGACUGCUAGUACAUAA